Messenger RNA from Ochotona princeps (American pika), 651 nucleotides. RefSeq names its product fibroblast growth factor binding protein 2 (gene FGFBP2). The record is from RefSeq and is a predicted model, not a curated record. Bases 1 to 651 code for a protein of 216 amino acids. Lineage: Eukaryota; Metazoa; Chordata; Mammalia; Lagomorpha; Ochotonidae. The transcript has a single exon. Gene Ontology annotation, biological process: cell-cell signaling. Gene Ontology annotation, molecular function: growth factor binding.
AUGAAGUCUGUCCUCUGCAUGCUGCUGCUGGCCCUGUGCUGCCUGGGGACUUGGGGGCAGUCCCCAAGGCCAAAGCCAGGACACAGUCUGGAGGAAUUCCCUUUCCAGACGCGCAGACACGAUUCCUGCAUCAUGCGCAUCAGCCUCUCUGGGCAAGGUGCUAGGGAAAUCCGGCUCCGCGUCGACUGCCACGGCCAACAUCAGGUGUACUGGUGUGAGUGGAGUGGGCAGCCAGACACAUGCCCAGCCUUCGUAGCCAAUCCCAAGCUUUAUUGGACUCAAGUCCUGCAGCAGCUGAGGCACUUGGACCAUGCCUGCCAGGAGGCCCCAGUGCUGAAGCCGUCCGUAUGCCGGCAGGCAGGGCCACAGGCGCACCUGCAGCAGAUGGCUUCCAGCCUCCGGAGCAUCCCAGCUCCCAGCCAGCACCCCCAGACUGCCAAAGCCAAGAAGCCGUCUCAGAGGCCCACUGCCCCUGUGGAACCCGUGAAUGCAGCGCAGCUUGGAAAUGCCGUCUCCAGUCCCCAGUCUACAGUCAAGGCCAACCAGCCUGAAUUCAGAGGGAACAAGGAAGCUGAGAAGAUGGCCCGAGAGCUCUUCUGGGAGCCCCUUCGUGCCGUACUUGCCUUUCUCAUCAGUCUUUUCCGAGGGUAA